Molecule: messenger RNA, 1980 nt
Organism: Monodelphis domestica (gray short-tailed opossum)
Lineage: Eukaryota; Metazoa; Chordata; Mammalia; Didelphimorphia; Didelphidae
Gene: L2HGDH
Product: L-2-hydroxyglutarate dehydrogenase
Molecular function (GO): (S)-2-hydroxyglutarate dehydrogenase activity
Source: RefSeq, a predicted model, not a curated record
CGGAAGUUCCCAGAAGCCUCAGCCCACUGCACACAUUCAAGCUGGAGCGACACCAUGCUGCUGUGUGGGGCCACCAUCCUGGUUCCUAGGGCUGCCCUGUUGACCCGGCUCCUCUCGGGCUUAGGAGCCCUGCGGGGCCUCUCCAGCAUCAGUGCCAACAAUACUUAUGAUGUGGUGGUGGUGGGUGCAGGCAUCGUGGGCCUGGCAGUGGCCCGUCAGCUACUUCUCCGUCACCCUAACCUCCUCGUGGGUGUCCUGGAAAAAGAGGCAGGUGUGGCGAGGCAUCAGUCUGGCCACAAUAGUGGAGUCAUCCACAGUGGCCUCUACUAUGCUCCCGGCUCCCUCAAGGCCAUGCUGUGUGUGCGAGGUGCUGCCCUGCUCUACGCCUAUUGUGAGGAGCGCCAUAUCCCUUACCGUCGCUGUGGCAAGCUGGUGGUGGCUGUGGAACGCAGUGAGGUCCCUCGCCUACGGGCCCUCUAUGAGCGGGGCCUGCAGAACAAAGUGCCUGACUUGUGCCUGCUCCAGCCACACGACAUCCAGGAACGGGAGCCAUACUGCCGUGGCCUGCUGGCCCUCGAGUCCCCGCACACGGGCAUAGUGGACUACAAGCGUGUGGCUGAGGCCUAUGCCGAGGACUUUCGUGAGGCUGGUGGCCUCCUGCACACAGGCUUUGAGGUGAACAGCAUCCAGCUGGUUGGGACUGGUGCGCAGGCCCCCAUUGAGCUCCUUAGCACAGGUGGGGCCCGCAUCCAAAGCCGCUAUGUGGUCACGUGUGCAGGGCUACAGUCCGACCGGGUUGCCCAGAUGAGUGGCUGCAGCUUCCAGCCCAGCAUCGUACCCUUCCGUGGGGACUACUUGGUGCUGCGACCUGAGAAGGCGCACCUGGUCAGGGGUAACAUCUACCCUACGCCCAAUCCCAGCUUACCCUUCCUGGGGGUCCACUUCACUCCCCGCAUGGAUGGCAGUGUGUGGCUGGGCCCCAAUGCUAUUCUGGCUUUCAAGCGUGAGGGCUAUGGCCUCCUGGAUUUCGAUGCCAAGGACACGUGGGAUACAGUGCUUAACAGAGGCCUGGCCAAGUUGCUCUUCCGACACUUCAAGGCUGGCGCGGCUGAGCUCCUUCGCAGCUUCUCCAUGGCAGCCACCAUCAAGGAUCUACAGAGGUUUAUUCCCGAGAUCACUGUCAAAGAUGUGGCUCGAGGACCUUCUGGGGUCCGAGCCCAAGCCCUGGAUGGGGAGGGCAACCUUGUGGAUGACUUUAUAUUCGACGGAGGUGUUGGUGCUUUGGGAAGUCGGAUCCUGCAUGUGAGAAACGCACCCUCUCCAGCAGCCACCUCAUCUCUGGCCAUUUCAGAAGUGAUUGUGGAUGAAGUGGAACAGAAAUUUGAAAUAUAAACCUUGGAGGCAGAGGCGGACAUUUAGAGACAUGACCAAAGAAGUAGCUUUCUUAUUAGGGCAUAGGAGAACACUAAGACGUGAAUAUGAUUAUCUUAUGAAAUGAAAACCAAUGUUCCUUUAUUUUUAAUUUUUAAUUCCCAGAAAGCUUGCCACAAAGAUUGUUCUGGAUUGGGUGCCAAUGAGGGCCACAAAAAUCACUUAAGUCCUUUUAUUCUUCCUAGGACAUCUUUGUUUUUAAACUCUUACCUUCUGUCUCAGUAAUAGCUCUUAAGACAGAAGGGCUAAGGUUGGACAAAAGGUUAAGUGCUUUGCCCAGGUACAAACAGCUAGGAAGUGUCUGAGGCCAGGAUUUGGAACCUAGCCUUCUUCUCAUGCUUUAGCCACUAUUCUUCCCAGGACAUCUCAUGUUUUCAAAUCUUGGUGUGAGAUGUUAGCAAUUUGUAAUUAUUUUGUAAUCAUUAUUUUAAAAAAUUUAUAUAUGUAAAGUAUAUGAAAAUCACUGGGAUGGACAAUGACAAUGAUUACUAUGCAAUAUUUUUAAUAUGGGCUCAAUCAAAAGCUAUUUAUUAAAUGAUUACUAUCAGG